Patella vulgata (common limpet) is the source of this 7194-nucleotide messenger RNA. Its product is annotated as neo-calmodulin. NCBI's taxonomy places the organism in Eukaryota, Metazoa, Mollusca, Gastropoda, Patellidae. The coding region runs from base 770 to 1252 and encodes 160 amino acids. The record is from RefSeq and is a predicted model, not a curated record. Gene Ontology annotation, molecular function: enzyme regulator activity; calcium ion binding. The transcript is spliced from 6 exons.
UAGACACGCGGCAUACGUGCGUAUAAUGCAUCAGUGAUCCCAGAAGGACAAAUUCGAACAUCGAGUCGGUAUUGCAGUACAUGUAAACUGAUAAAUAACUUGCCUAGCGUUGUUAACACUACUAAUAGACUAAUAUCUGACAAUUGGCUUAGAAAACGGUUAGUGUUUUAUGCUAUGCACUGUUAUGUACAGUUAUAGUACAACUGUCAUGUAAUAUAUAUCAAUUUACGAGGCACGGAAUAUCCCGUCAAACAAUAAGAUAAAUCAAAGAGAAUUCUGGAAUGACUGAGUGGAAUCAAGCUAAUUAACCUAUAUUUUGUAUUAACUACACAGAUACAGGAUUUCUUAAUAUCAAGUAAAUAUACCCUUGUACAUCGUGGAACAAAUAAUCACAGAGUACGUCACAGCCUGGAGUGAUCUGAUCUUAAUAGACAUAUCCUGGUAGAUAAUAGACCAGUAUAUUGACUAUAGUGGAAUACGGACGGUGUACGGAUCUCUCGGCAGAAAAAGUAGGACUUCGUGAACAUACACGCUUAUCGUGCUGGAAAUAUCUCGAGAGUAAUAUGAAGUAGUACACACUGCAGAUCAUAACAAAUGCGUGACAUUGCACUUUGAAACUACUACGGAUGGUGGCGAGGGGAGUACCCUAAUUGUGUCUAAAGAUUAUAACUAGCGAGCACAACCCAUCUAUAUUGAAUGAGCGUGGCUUUUGCAAUGUGUAAAGUAGACACUACAGUAGAGGAGAAAACGUAAAGAAGUCACGAUUAGCAUGAGCCACGACCAGUCGUUGCUGCUUUCAGACGAAGAAACAGCAGAUUAUAAAGAAGCAUUUUCGUUAUUUGAUAAAGAUGGCGAUGGAACAAUAACAACGGACGAAUUGGGUACAGUGAUGCGAUCAUUAGGCCAAGAGCCAACAGAUCAAGAAUUGCAGGAUAUGAUCAACGAAGUCGAUGCCGAUGGUAAUGGUACCAUUGAUUUCGAGGAGUUUCUCCAAAUGAUGAACCGAAAAUUAAAAGAGACAGACAGUGACGAAGAAUUACGAGAAGCGUUCCGUGUAUUUGAUAAAGAUGGCAAUGGAUAUAUAAGUGCGCAUGAAUUACGUCACGUGAUGACGAAUCUCGGUGAGAUAUUAACAGAUCACGAGGUUAACGAGAUGAUAAAAGAGGCUGAUUUAGAUGGGGAUGGUUUGGUGAACUAUGAAGAUUUUAUGACAUUCGCAUCAGAACUUUUAACCAAACACACAAAAUGCUGACAACAGCAACAACAACAAAAACAAAGAACGUUCUCGAAAAUAACACAGGGAAGUGGUUUAAAAAAUAUUUCAAUGAUCAAGUUUAACACUAUGUUUGUGUUUUAAUAUAUUUUAUUUUGAGCUUAAGUUUAAUAUUUAAAUGAAACCAGUAAUGGGGUUGUGAAAACUGCCUGACAGAAACAAUGGUGAUUAAAAUAUCAACGGAUUGUGAAUACUUCUGUUUACUUUAGCGUGUGAAUAUGUUCCUGUUAUUUGUGUUUAUUUUUAUAAUUUGGUUUACCAAAAUCUUACAAGUGUACUUUUAACAACAGCAUUCACUUUUAAGCAUUUAUCGUCAAAAGUCAUCUUUGUGCAUGAGUAAUUUGUUAUGUGUUACAUACGCACACGGCAGACGUGUACCAUCGUCACAUGUGGAUAAUAUUAACGGGGGGUUUUGCCGGUUUCCGUUUUGUCAGUGCAUGCAAAGUGGGCUUAAAAUGGAAUUGCCAUAUAUGUGUGGGUGGUCUACAGAGAAUGGACGAAAUUGAUACGCCGUGACACAAUGAACGAGGAUUCCCGACUGUGCUGACAACAGGUUUACGUUUGUGAAGGGAGAUAACUCAGCUUUGAAUCUGGACUAGUAAUCAUCUCAUUAAUGAGUUCACUAUUAUAACAAUCCAUGUCUAUAUCAUUUAUUUAAAUAGUCCGAUGAUCUUCAUCGUUAUAACGAAAAAUAGCCCAAAAUGUCGCAAUUAUCUGGGAGAAAGUUAGAAUUGCUAAAAGUAAAAAAAAAAAUAAACAUAUUACCAGUCUCAAUCCACAUGUGUAAGACUCCAUACAUGAAAUAAGUGUUAUCAAUUAAACCUUUUCCCGAAAACUCAGCACUGAACAUUAUUAUUUUAAAGGGUAUCUUUCAUUAGUUCGACUUCUUAAUGUCAUUCAUUUUUAAGUUUGAUACACAUAUGCAUGCCGUGACUGGUGGAAUUGUCAUUUAAGUUCUAUUGGUUAUUAUUCCUUGUUUUGAGAAUACCCGCCGGCCAGUUCGUAGGAAUAUAUCCAUAGGCCAAACACACUGUAACAUAUAUCGUUCACAUAAAAAGGUCUGUGCUAUAGAUAUAAAACGUUUAUUCGUUUUGAGAGAUCUGCUACCACGUCUUAGUUAUUUGUGGUAUUUACAUAGAGGGGCAUUUACAGGGUGGGACUACUACCUAAACUGUAUUCUAGAUACCUCAAUGUACUUCGUUUUAUUAACGUCAAAUCGUUUUAUUGUUUUGUAUAAAACGUCACAUCGUGUUAUCGUUUUCUAUAGAACGUCACAUCGUUUUAUCGUUUUCUAUAAAAUGUCACAUCGUUUUGUAUAAUAUUCACGUUCCGAAAUUACAAAAAAGAGAAAUUAAAACUCAUUUUAAUUAAUCUUGACAAAACCACGAAUCUCAAACCUUUUUUACUGAUAAUACUGUGUACUGCAUUUUCAUCUAUGCAGUCAUUAGCAGUCUACCAAUAAUCGGUGUUUUACGGGACCCAAGCAUAAACUAUAGUAAUUAGUUAUAUUAAUCUGGUUUAACACGGAGCCACGGUGGCUGGGAGGUUAAGACGCUGGCCCGCUAGCCUGGAGGUCGGGUGUUCGAUCCCUGCAUUUGCCGAGAAAGUCCAUCUGGAUUUUCCGACGCGGUUUCCCUUGUCAGUGGUGCAGAACGGAGGGCCUGACAAGGACAGCUGUCUAAUCUUUCGGAUGAUACGAAAAACCGAGGUCCCGUGUAUACAUUAGAAUGCACGUAAAAGAUCCCUUGGCAGUUGGAAUUCGAUAUAAGAGUAGGCGAUAGUGCAUCUGCCCGGGCAAAAUUUCCCUCAUAGCACACUGUAUGGUGUAUGCCCGUCUUCAUUAGCCCAAUAUAGGAGCAGAACAGUAGGACGUUAAACCCCAUUUCAUUUCAUUUCUAAAAUCUAAAAUGUUUGCGUUAUUAAUCUGGCGGAAGUAUGUGUAUAUAUAUAUGCAUGUGGAUGUCCCAUAAUUCCAGUAUUUAUCAAAAUGGCGUGUGGAAUGCAAAUUAGUGUUUUUAAAAAUACGCAUUAUAGAUAGAUAUUUUAUCGGUUUGUUAGCUAUAUAUUUUUUGUCGGAUAAUACAGUUAGUACAUUUAGCUUUUUUUAAAUAUAACUUUCAUGUGACUGGGCAGCACGCACCAAAGAUUCGUUUUUAUCGGCGUGCUAUUCUCCGGUGAAUAAGCAAAGCUCAUUACCAAAGUAUAUACAACCCGACAGACGUCUUCAUUAGCCCGGAUGGAGCAGAAAAGUAGGACGUUAAACCUCAUUCAAUCACAACCCGACAGAUUUGUUCAUUGGUCAAAUUGGCCGACAAGCCACAAGGGCUUAACAUCUACAUUAACUUAAUCUCCACAAACAAAGGCAACAUUAUCUGAAUCUUAGUAAUUUUAUAGGGUAUUUUAUUAAGAUGUACACGAAUCUCGAUGCCUUAUUUCGUCGUACAGAUAAGUCAUAUUUUAAUCUAGUGACAAGUCAAUUAUUAAAUUUCAAAUUGUCAAGACAUAUUCUAAAGUGAAGAUACCUACUGCGCUCAUCAUAACUAGAUACGCUGGAAUCAGACAUGCCUCAUGUUAAUUUUACUUUUAGUAUCGUAUCACCUGUCAAAGUUUUAUAAUACUCCAUCAGCCCACAUUGAUAUCAUUUUGUCAUUUGAAAACCGUGUUAUUAUCAGAAAUUGUACCGAGUGACACAACCAAACGGUUGAUUUUCUCGUCAAACUUACAGUUUAUAGAUCGUUUGUGUACAUGCGAGUGUGAUGUAAUAGACUCGUAUAUUGGGGUUCCCAUACGGCCCACUAGUUGGUUAGUAUGUUUGUGUCCUUCGUAGACCAAGCGCAUUUUAGAAGAAGUAAAUAUACUUGUACAUAUACUUGAAAACGUAUCACAAAGAGGAAUUCAAUUAGCAUAAUUCAAUGUAGAAAAUCGAUAAUUAGAAAUACAGAACAGGUUGUCUAGAUUUAGUUCUUUAUUCAAUAAAUUGAGAAAGGAAGUACCAAUAUUGGUUUUAGAGGGCGGGCAAUCUGGUUCUUUUGUGGCGUAUAUAUCUAAUUACACCUCGUAACACACGAGUGCGCCACGGCCCACACUUUGGUAAGCACUGGAUUAAUCUGUUCUCGUUUUCAGAAAAGUUUUUAAUACACCGAAAUGUCAUUAUUAAGAUCGUUAAAGCAACAAAGUUAUAUCUGGGAGUACAUGAAAUUGGGUGACAAAUUAGAUUUGCUGUUUCUAGAAACAUAUUGAUGCUUUAACACUUGUAUUGUCUUGUUAGUAGUGAUUUGAUCAGAAUAUAAUAUCACUCUUUAUUGCAAUAUAAACUAAAUUAAACCGAAUGUUAAGUAUUAUUUAAAGAUACAUCGUGUAAGAUUUAGCUAAAGAACGGGUCGUUCUUGCUAUACUAGUUUAAAAAUAGAUAGUGCAAAAUGAAUAUAUUGAAAAUUUCAUUCAAAUUACUUUAUUCUGAGCUAAGUUAUCAAUGUUUGUAGUUUUGACAAGAUGUGGGCAUUGAUUGUUUAUUAUUGUAACCACGGUGAUGGUUAUUCGAUGUUUAGCCUCGCUUCUCCAUUUUUAAAUUAAAUGGUCUAAAGGAAGACCUGCAAUAGGCAGAUUUAGCUCUUGAAUAAUGUCUCUUUAAAGAGUGUAAGGCUCUAUCUCAAUAAUAUCCAGAGUAUUACACGAAUUAUUCGUGUAUUUCAAUCAAUACUGUAAAUAUAUGGGAACCUGAUUUCAAAUAUUUAAGACACGGUGAACAAUUUUAAAAGUAGUAGACGCCGGCGUGUACUUUGAAAUGAGGCGACUGAAAAUGAGACAAGACUAUUCAAAUAUUAGUCCCGAUGUAUUAGGCUUUAUCACCCAAUAAUACAUUCUACAGUAGAUAUCGCUUGUGUGAUAUAUUUCAUAAUCUACUGCGAUAUCUCCUUACAUGAAUUUGAUUUGAACUAUUGUUAUUCAAUUGACCUUGAUGGAAACACUGGGUCAAUAUAAAGGAAUUUGCAAUGGUUGAAUUGCUGUCAAAAAAUGAUGUAUCACUACGCCGCUAUGUUCAGUAAAAGUGAAAUCUACAGCAAAGAAUUAUAUUUAUCUAUUUGUGCAUGUAAGAAGGGAUUGGGUGAUAGUAUAUAGUAUUUGCACAUUUAGUGGCAUUUAAUAAUGUUUAAAUAACUGCAACGAUAUGUAGAGUAUAAUAGACGAUUUGUCAGCAUGGAAAAUUGUGCUUAUGUUUCUGUUUAUUGUUUCCUGUGGCAUAUGGCCAACUUCACGAGAUUGUAGUUUAGAUUUAUUAAACGUAUAAUAAUAGUAGGAGAAAAACGUGAGCACUUGACUAUUAAAUAUAUUUUAUUGUUGUAUUUUCUGUGAGUAAAAGUUGUACAUUUUGUGCGAAUAUUUAUGUGUACAAAUUGUACAUUUGUUAGGUAUAUUUAUAUGUACAAAUUGUAUAUUUUGUGAGUAAAAGUUGUACAUUUUGUGAGUAAAAGUUGUACAUUUUGUUUGUAAAAGUAUAAAAUUAUUGGAUUGAACGACUUUAGAUAUAUUUAAUGCGUGUGCCGGGAAGGUAGGAAGUAUAAAGAUGUUAAGCAAGGACGAAAUGAAUGAUUUAUAUGUGAAUUUAGCUUCGUGUUAAUGUAACUAUUUUGUUUUAGACAGGAGUAGGCCGAAUUAUUCCCUGUUACGGCCAAAAUUCCGCGUACUCGCAUUGCGCUCGGAAUCACAUACAUAAUAAAUAAAACAGUCCCAAUGUAAUAUUGUAAAAGACUCGUAGAGACUCUUAACACAAACCCAUUCUUUAAUUUGAUAACGUGUUUAGCCUCCAACAAUUGACUGAUUUGUAAGUCAAAGGCUAACGGUAAGCCUAUUAACUGGCCAUAAAUUAUAUUAACAUUUGCGAUAUUUCGUAAACGCAUCGAUGACUACAGAACUUAUGUCUAAUCAUUCAUAUAAUAUAAUAUAAGCCGAAUAACUGCCAAAAGGGUAAGUCUGACUUUCUAUUAGCUCGUGGUAGAUAUUUGCAUUCCAGAAAUUAAUACUCUAAACGUUACCUGACCCGGGUCACAAACGAUGAGUUAGUAUGCUUUAAGUGACUAACCCGCUUUGAUUCAGGACAAAAUAAAGUAGAAUAUUCUGAUGUGUUAUUUCUAUUAUGAUAAAAGUUUUGUUUUGAUUUCAUUUUUCUCUUACUGUUUCGAGAGUGGAAUACACAAUCGGUUGUAUCUCAAAAGUGGCUUAUCUAUAGACAUAAAAUUCUCAACGAAGACAUAUUGUCAUCCAACCCUAUAGAACAAAGCAACAUAUAAAAAUUAAUGAAAUCUACAAUUUGUUUUAUCCAAAAAGGUUGGAUAUGCCCAAUAAAAGAUAUUCAUUAUAUUUUAAAUCACAAAUUGCACCACUAAAGACAUUAAGUCUCAAGAAAAACAGGAAUAUUGAUCUCAUUAAAAUUUGAUUACAGUUUUGUUUCGUUUAUUAUAUCCUACAUUCACACUACUCUAUAGUAGUAGCAGUAGUAAUAGAAGUAGUAGAAUUGAACGUAAGGCUACGCCAAUUUGAUUUUCUGUUCUUUGGAACACCUUUCUUAUUUCUUCGUGAAAAAUACUUGGUUGUGCUGUUCAAAAGCUUUUAGUUCAAAAUUUUCACACGAUUUAAGUGGAUAUUUUUUUAUCAAGUCCCUAAGGAAUAGAAAAUCAAAUUGGUGUGGUCUAAAUGACAUCUGUGUCAAUCAGAUUCAGGUCUGCAACGUUAACUAAACUAACCCGUAUUAGAGUAAAUAUAUACGAGAGCCUUCAAUGUUGAAAUUAAUCAAUGUUAAUAUAAAUAUAUGAUUAUACAUGUUAUUGUUACUGUUUGUUAUUGAUGUUACACUGUUAUGGUUGUUCUGAUUACUCACGUGGUUAAUGUGAACCCGAUGAAAUAAACAUGGCUUUGUACUUUCA